GCGCUCCGGGGUGGUCCCGGGCUCCGGGGUGGUCCCGAGCUCCGGGAUAGUCCCGGGCUCCGGGGGCUUCCCGGGAGGGCAGCGCAGCGGGGCGGGAACCCGCGGGCGCUGCCCCGCUCCCGUUAACGAUUCCCCGCAAGAGCGGCGGCAGCGAAGCCCCGGGACACAUCCCGGGGCACUGCCCGCAGCCCGGCGGGCUCCAGGCGGCAGCAGCGGGACGAGCCCCGGGAGAGGAUGGGGCGGAGCCGGUCAGGCAUCCCGGUAGUGCCCGGAGGCCCAGCGGUAUCUCUGCGAUCGUUGCCCCGAAGUCCGCAAAUUAAUUAUUAACAGCGACCCGAGGGCAAAGCCAAGGCCGGGACAAAGCUCUCCCGGUCGCGUCCUGCUCCCCAUCCCGGUGCCGGUGCCACCGCCGAGGAUGUGGCCGUGCGUGGUGGCCGCGCUGCUGGCGCUGCUCCUGCUGCGGCGCUGGCACCGGGAGCGGCAGACGGUGCCGCGGCUCUCGGAGAAGCACGUGCUGAUCACGGGAUGCGACAGCGGCUUCGGCAACCUGCUGGCUCGGCAGCUGGACGCGCGGGGGCUGCGGGUGCUCGCCGCCUGCCUGACGGACAGCGGCGCCGCGCAGCUGCGGGCGGCCACCUCCGGCCGGCUGCAGACCGUCCUGCUGGAUGUCACCUGCAGCAAGAGCAUCGCCGAUGUCACCGCCUGGGUCCGGGAGCGUGUGGGUGAUCAAGGGCUCUGGGGGCUGGUGAACAACGCAGGGAUCGCCAUCCCCACCGGGCCGAACGAGUGGCUGAGCAAGGAGGACUUUGUCAAGGUGCUGAAUGUCAACCUGGUGGGGCUGGUGGAGGUGACGCUGAGCCUGCUGCCGCUGCUGCGGCGGGCGCGGGGCCGCGUGGUCAACGUGUCCAGCGUGAUGGGCCGCGUGUCCUGUUUCGGUGGAGGCUACUGCAUCUCCAAAUUCGGCGUGGAAGCCUUCUCUGACAGCCUCAGGCGGGAGCUGCGUCCCUUCGGGGUGCAGGUCUCCAUCAUCGAACCUGGAGGCUUCCAGACGGGAAUGAUCGACCCCGCCCCGCUGGUGAAGGGCUUCGUUCGCCUCUGGGAGCGGCUCCCGGCAGAAACCCAGGCAGCUUACGGCCGCCACUACCUGGACAGAUAUGCCAAGAGCACCACCCUGCUGCACCGCCUGAGCAGCUCCCGGCUGUCGCACGUCACCGAUGCCAUGACACACGCGCUGCUGUCCCGCUGCCCCCGCAGCCGCUACGCCGCCGGCUGGGAUGCCUGCCUCAUCUUCCUCCCCCUCAGCUACUGCCCGGCCUGGCUGUCCGACACCAUCCUUGGCUUCUUCCUGCCCAUCCCGGCCAGCGGGACCCCCUGAUGGCCACCAGAGAGGGGACACGGCCCGUGGGUGUCUCAGGCCCUGGAGAACGUGCUCAAUAAAGGCGGUGCAAUGCUG
This is a messenger RNA of Pyrgilauda ruficollis (rufous-necked snowfinch), 1453 nucleotides long. RefSeq names its product retinol dehydrogenase 16-like. The coding region runs from base 416 to 1375 and encodes 319 amino acids. Gene Ontology annotation, molecular function: oxidoreductase activity. The record is from RefSeq and is a predicted model, not a curated record. Lineage: Eukaryota; Metazoa; Chordata; Aves; Passeriformes; Passeridae. The transcript has 5 exons.